This is a messenger RNA of Acanthopagrus latus (yellowfin seabream), 9004 nucleotides long. It is a transcript of the gene tmem63c, whose product is annotated as transmembrane protein 63C. The record is from RefSeq and is a predicted model, not a curated record. Bases 4512 to 7031 code for a protein of 839 amino acids. Lineage: Eukaryota; Metazoa; Chordata; Actinopteri; Spariformes; Sparidae. Gene Ontology annotation, molecular function: calcium-activated cation channel activity. The transcript is spliced from 24 exons. Gene Ontology annotation, cellular component: plasma membrane.
ACCGAGAAUCUGAGAGGAGCAGCCCACGCUGUUAACAGAUUGCACACACUACUGUGUAACACCGCACACACACGUCUUCCUCUCCCUCUCUGCCUACUCUGGUAGUGAUGAUGAUGAUGAUGAUGAGGGUGGUGGUGACGGCAUUGAGAUGUGUGAUGCAGGUGUGUGCAAUACAUCCCCGAUUGCAUCAUAUGUGAGAUGUACUUCUGUGAGUCAUCUCCCCGGCCACAUGUCACGGGCCGCCGGGCAUGAAUAAAAAUGUCAGGCAACACUUUGGUGAAAGCCUCUCGACGGAAAAAUCGAGCACAAACAGAAUAUCAGACUGAAGAAAGCAGCUUACGAAGGCAGGGUUCGCUGUGAAGCCUCCAUUUGUAUUCCACCUGCUUUAUAGUCACAGCGGUUAUGUACCAUAGGCUCGGCUUUGUUCCUUUUAAGUCUUUGAUGGUGAAAUGACUCCCUGCUGUUUGAGAUUCCUGCUGUGAACCUUCCUGCUAUUCCACAGGGGUCCGUCACAGCGAUGCCGACGCAUGCGGCAUUGUCACCGAUGCACACACAAAGUCAGCAGCGGAGAGCAUGCUGCCGUAAGCUUCCUAUAACACCAGGAAGAAGCAUCUGAUCUUAUCUGAUCCUGUCACUUGUCACACAUUUUAUCCUGCGUGUUGUGUGCACACUGGAGGCCAGAAGUCCCAUCUGAUAAACAUGCAGGACGUCUAUUUAUACUAUAUCAGAUGUUGUGAGCAGACUUUGUCUUCUAGUGGUAAUCCAUUAAGUACAAAUGACACAUACUUCCCAUUAGAGCUGAAAUAAAUUGUGAAUUAAUCCAUUAGUCUAAUGACAGGAAGCGAAUCCAACAGAUCAGUUGUUCAGUUAUUGUUUUGUUUGAUAUCCUUCUCUCUGUAUUUGCACUUUUGUAGAUGUGGGUGUGGAGGUCAUUUUGACUAUGAGACUCAGGUUUUUUCACAGGCCCAUGUUUAGGAUUAGCUCCAGCAGAUUUUGCAGUAUAAUAGGCUGUGGGUGGAAUCCUCCAGAAGCUCGGGGGUCUGCAGAGAAAACACAGAUUAGACUGUUUCAGCAUCCAGCACACACACACAUGCUGUAGUGAAGCCGUCACUGCUGCCAGAUGGGGUCUAAUGAGGAAUGGCUCAUUCCACACAGCAGCAGCGGGGCAGACACACAGCGUCUACCCCCGGGGCCCUACUGAGCAUGAGCAGCCAGACAGGAAGCAGGUGUAUGGUUUGUUAAGCACGGCCCGCGUCUCCAGUCAUCGCUCCGGUCCUGCUACACCUCAUUCAGCCCUCAGAAAAAAAGAGGCUGGGUGGAGGAGGCUGCAUUAACUGUGUGCUCUGAGCAGACACACCUCAGUGAUCUGCGUUUGUGUUGUUGUGUGAUGGAGAGAGAGUGAGGUACGAAAGGAGUGAAGCGCCCUCCCUCCUCCACUGAGCAGGUGGUGAGCAGAUUGUGCUGAAACCUCCGCCCUCUUCCCCCCUCCUCAGGCUGAGUCUGACGAGGGUCGCACACCGACACCACCCUCAAACCAAAACCAUCACAGCAGAGGCCUGUUGCUCCUGUAGAGCUGCAAAUAAGAUGCUCUCACACAUGGCAUCCCAAUAAACUACAGAGAGGAUGCGCUAUUUGGACAAAAGUAUGUGGACACUUCCAAUCUUCCCAAAAUAAAUUGUCGUACCAUUAUAUUUUAGAGCUUGAUGUCCAGACCUCAACCCCAUCAGACACCUUUGGGUUGAAUUGGAGCCAGGCCUCAUCGCCCAACAUCACUGGCCAACCUCAGUAAUGCUUAGCAGGGAGCAGAUCCCCACAGCAGGUUCUGCAAAACCUGUAGAAAGCCUCCGCAGAAGAGUGAAGGCUGUUUAGCGGCAUGUAGAGUUUUAAAAAUGAGAUGUUCAACAAGCCAAAACAGGUGUUAUUUCCAGGUUUUUGCAAUGUAAUGAAUGUAAGUGAAUGAGAGUGCAGAUAUGCUGCAGGAGUCUCAUUGCAGCCCUCAUGUGAUUUGCAAAUGUGCAUCAACUCCAGCUACGAUUAUGUUUUGGAGUGCUGCUUUGAUGAGACAUUAUUAAACCACAGUUCAGCCCCUGGGUCAUGUGGAUUAUGUGGAAUAAUGUAAACUCCCUGUGAAAAUGACUUCUGAACCCUGAAAUAACCUCGUCGCAAUGACAAAUGAUGCCACAAAGGUUGAAUGUCAGUUUGACGAUGUCAGUCACACUUUUAUUUACCCAAUUUUAAAUUACAACUACAUGCUGUGGUCCGUAUCCGUUCUCUCUCCCUCCUUCUCUCUCUGUUGACCUUAGUUCCCACGUCCAUGCUGCUAGUGUUCCUCCAUAUCUGCUGGAUGUCUAAAAAGCAGAUUGUUUGUAAAAAUGUUUGCCAUAUUAAUUUUUGAUGUCAGUGUUGUGAUAUCACCUUGUUCCACUGCCCCAUUGCCAACCAAAAUAUGCAGCUUUUAAGCUGACAUUCUUUAAGUCAAGAUGUAUUUAAGUUAUUAUGUCCACCCCUUGUCGCCUGUUUAGUAUGCUACCAUGGCUCUCAGCACGCCGCAGGUGAAAAGUACUGGAAAAGAUCAGCUUCCACGACAUGUCAUCUCAUCUCCGGGCCUUUGAGACGACGCUGACGACAGGGGAAACGUCAAGCCUGUCUCUACCGUGCAGGUAUCGCUGUCUCAAGCUGAGAGAACAGUCUUUGCCAGCACAAACAGAGGAGUGGAGGGGGAAAACUGCAUGUUUAACAAGGCUGCAGCCAGUGCAGUCAAGAAGAUAACAACAACUCCAAUGCUAUUAUUCUUUAUUUAUGGUGAUUGCUACUUGUCCUUCGAAGGGGGGGACACUUUUUAUCUCACAGUAGCUGACAUUUGAUGAAGUGCAGAGCUUUGGAAGUCAACGCAAGUCCACGUUUUAUUAACGGUUCUGCUCUUUGGCAGAACGGGGCCAUCUCUCUCUCAUUCCCCCAAGCAGGUCAUGGAUCUUGAUCCGAAUGAAUGUUUGACGAUGAGAGGGAGCGCUCUUCCGCGGCUGUCCACCAAAUGGUUUAUGUUGUUGAUGAGGCUUUGGGGCCGCCGGCAAUAAAUAACUGGUCUCUUAAAACAUGUUUGGAUGUAAAUAUGUCAACUGUCAUGGCUGUCUACAUGACAACAUAGAUUCAGCCUCUCAUUUCAGCAUGCCUGAGCACUUAGUUUAGGCAUCCAGGGAAGUAAUUUAGAGGAUGAUAAAAGUGAGUAGUGGAUGCCAAGGCACUUGGUUUAAAUCUUGGCAGGGAACUUUGUUGGGCACCGUCACCCAACAUCUCCCCAGGGUUUUUAGCUAUGUUAGUGGCACGGUUCCAUGAUGAGCAACGUCUAGUUAUGUGUCGACUGAAAUUUAUCGUACAUCCAUUGACGCGCCUGAGAGGAUGGAUCAUACUCACAAACUCACAAACCCCCGACUUUUCCUUUAUCACGACCAGUUAUUUGUUCAUUUAUUUAUUUGGCCUCAGCUGUACAUUGUGUCAAGUGCUAGUUAGCAUAAGCAAGCAUGCGAGACGGCAAACAUGGUAAAUUGUUGAACAUCUGUGUCUUGUUUCUUCAUAUGACUGUGUAGUUGGUGACACAGCACCAGCCUAAUGGGACUUUUACACAGUUCACAGCAGGGCUACAGCUGAAGCUGAUUUGAUCAAAGUGUUAUGAGAGACGGAUGAUAGGCAUCUGGAUUGAAUCAGGGUUUAUUGCAAGUUAUCGAUCCUCCGACUCACGGUUUAAUUGUUUUGUCUGCAUCACCUCGGGGAUGUUAGCCCCCUCUGUCUCACACACAAACAAACACACACACACACACACACACACACACACACACACGGACACCUCAGCAUUUUGGGGGGUUUUUUCCUGGUGCGCCGAGCUGAUUAGCUGACCUGAGUUGGCUUUUCCUUUUCACAAAUAGGGUUAUGUCUCGCCCUUUUUUCUGCUUCUCCGACUGAAACUCAGGUAUACCACGUCGCCCAGCGGCUCCUGCACUGACUUCAGCAUCUGUGUUUAUAAUAGCCUAACUGAGCACAGAGGAGAGAUUUCACUCAUGCUGCCAGAGGGAGGCACAACACUGCCUCCCAAGCCAAACAUCAGUUUGUAAUCUGCUGUGUUGGCUUGGCAAGCCCGGUUGAGGGAUGAGGAGGAGAGAAAUGAGCAGAGGGAGAGGAUUAGAAGGACUUCACAUUUGCGGAGUUCUGUAAGAUGGAGAGGAAAUGGACACCAUGGGAUCACUGCGAGCGUGUUUGAGUGUUUAUACAUGAGGGGCGUGACAGCAAGAGAAUAGCCGUGGAGUCAAACUGCUGAGUCAUGCUGUGACGUUUGUCCAAAUGUUGUGUGAAACCACACCACAGUCAGCCUGUAUCCCUCAGCAUCCUGCUCUGUUCUGGAGGUGGAGUGGAGGAGUUUCACUGUCAGCAUCAGCAGCCCCGGCAGCGUCGAAAGUGACCGGUCUGAUGCAGGAAGGAGAACCGCUCAAUGAGGCGAUAAAAGGUAUGGUCCAGCGCUGAUGGCGCACUCUGAGCUGUUUGUGACGAGAGCGCCCCCUGUGGAGGGGAGAGCUGUGGAGCUGGAUGUUCUGAGCUUCCUGGACCAGUUCGGGGAGGACAACAGCACCGCUGAGAGAUGCUACCGCUCGCACUCCCGCAGCAGCGUCCUCCAGGGGCUGCCGUUUGGAGGGGUGCCCACAGUCCUCGCCAUCAAUGGGGUGAUGUGGAUGUUCCUGUUGCUCAUCUUCUCCUGCCUGAGGAAGGCUGCGUGGGAUUACGGCCGCCUGGCUCUGCUGAUGGAGAACGACAGUCUGACAUCCCUGUUUUAUGGAGAACCAAGUGAGAAAGAGAAGUCUCCGUCAGAGUCCAGCCCCUCCGACUCGGAGACCAAGGACAUGGGCUUCUGCUCGUGGCUCUCAUCUCUUUACCAUAUGAAGGACGAAGAGAUACGCAGCAAAUGUGGCAUCGACGCCGUCACGUACCUGUCCUUCCAGCGCCACAUCAUCCUGCUCAUGACCGUGGUUUGCCUGCUGUCUUUGGCCGUAAUCCUGCCGGUCAACUUUUCCGGGAACCUCCUGGGAGACAGCCCCGAAAACUUUGGAAGAACAACACUGGCUAAUGUUAGCGCAAAGGACAGCUUUCUGUGGCUCCACAGCAUCUUUGCUCUGGUCUACUUCAUCAUCACACUGCUGUGCAUGGCUCACCACUCCAUACGGCUGGAGUAUAGAGAGGAUGAGAAGGUAGCCAGGACACUGAUGAUCACCGGUAUACCAAGAGAGAUCUCUGACCCAGGACUUAUCACUAAACACUUCCAUGAGGCCUACCCCAGCUGUACCGUCACUGAUAUUCGGUUCUGCUUUAAUGUGCACAAGCUGAUGAGGCUGGACUUAGAGAGGCGCAAAGCGAUGAAAGGCAGGCUGUAUUUUGCUACAAAGGCCCAAAAGGAGGGGAAGAUCCUGAUCAAGACCCACCCGUGCGCUCAGAUAUUCUGCUGCGACAUCUGUGGCUUUGAAAAGGUGGAUGCAGAACAGUACUACAGCGAGUUAGAGGAAAAGCGGACCGACGAGUUCAACGCAGAGAAGAACCGCAUCUCCAUGAAGAGGCUGGGCAUCGCCUUCGUGACUUUCCGUGAUGAGAGGAUGACUGCGGUAAUUGUGAAGGACUACAGUCGCGUGCACUGCCGUCGCAGACUGCAGCAGUCCAGCAUCACCACCGUGGUGCAGUCGCACAAAUGGGGGGUCAGCUACGCACCCGCUCCCAGUGACAUCAUCUGGGAGAACCUGUCAGUGUGCGGAUCUCGCUGGUGGCUCCGCUGCGUCCUCCUCAACAUCCUCCUCUUCCUGCUGCUCUUCUUCCUCACAACUCCCGCCAUCAUCGUCAACACCAUGGACAAGUUCAACGUCACAAGGCCCGUGGAGAGUCUGCGGAGCCCAGUCAUUACCCAGUUCUUCCCGACCCUCCUGCUGUGGGCGUUUUCCGUGCUCCUGCCCUUCAUCGUCUACUACUCAGCCUUCUUCGAGUCCCACUGGACCAGAUCCGGUGAGAAUCAAGUGACGAUGCACAAGUGUUUUUUGCUGCUGGUCUUCAUGGUCAUCCUCCUGCCUUCGCUUGGUCUGUCCAGUUUGGACCUAUUCUUCACGUGGCUCUUUGACGUCCACUUCCUGGAUGAAAAGGAUGUCAAAUUCCAGUGUGUUUUUCUCCCUGACAAUGGUGCGUUCUUCGUAAACUACGUGAUCACAUCCAGCCUGAUUGGCACAGCUAUGGAGCUGCUUCGCAUCCCGGCGCUGACGGUGUAUGCCCUCCGCCUCUGCUUCGCCAAGUCCCAGGCUGAGCGCAUCCAUGUCAAACGGAGUCAGGCCUAUGAGUUCCAGUUUGGCCUGGAGUACGCCUGGACCAUGUGUAUCUUUGCAGUCAGUAUGACCUACAGCAUCACAUGUCCCAUCAUCACACCCUUUGGUCUACUCUACGCGAUCCUCAAGCACAUGGUCGACCGAUACAACAUCUACUAUGCAUACGUUCCCACCAAACUCAACCAGCGCAUCCACAGGGCGGCCAUCAGCCAGGUCAUCGUGGCUCCCGUCCUCUGCAUGUUCUGGCUGCUCUUCUUCUCCAUGCUCAGAUUAGGUCCAACGCAUCCCAUCACCCUCUUCACGUCGGUGUCCCUGCUCUCCUCUAUUGCCUUCUCCCUCUUCCGCUUGUGCCUUAAGAAGCAGCCAGACAAGUCGACCAGCUACCAGAUGUCUGAUCAGCCAGCAGAGGGGACGUUCACUGAUGCAGACAGGAGUACUGUAACAUCCACCACUGCUUCCAGUCUGUUUGUGGCAUCCGUGCUGCUGGAGCCAGAGCUGGCUUUGACUCCGAUGCCCUCCCCAGCCCACCACGGCUAUGGCGCCAUGGUCAGCUCCCAGAGUUCGAGCCAUGGCCAGGUGGAGGAAGAGGAGUGUGAGGACCAAUCCCAGACCCAUGAGACUGAGCUCCAAGACCCACCGGACCCCUACUGCUCCAGCCCACUCAUGGACAGCCCUGUGGGCUACCAGUAACACCAAAUCCCCCAAGCUGAUUCCACGUGUCCUUCACCUGGGGAACACGGAUUGCUAAAUGCCGCAAUGCAGCAUUAUCGCCACUAACCUCAGACUGCAACUCAGCUGCCUCAGACCCCGAGAAUGGGCUUGUUAGAAAGGGCGAAGAGCCCGAAGAUGAAAGUAGUUUAAGAAUACAGGAGCAGUCUAUAAAUGUAUAAAUGUAUAGACAGCGGUUAAAACAUCUACUGAACCUGUCUCAUGGACACAAACAUCAAUCGUGACAGAAGAUACAUCCUCCCUAAAUGUACAGAUUAUCUUAAACUACUGGAUGCUCCGUGACAGGAAUUCCAUCUUCUUCUACAGCUUCAUUUGCAAGUUAAAAAGGUUAAAACUCAUGAAAGUGACUGGGGUGGAUUGCAAUCAGAGAUACUCUGUCCAUGCUGUGGCACUUGGACAUGAGUGGAGGUGAAAGUACCCAUCAGAGUGGGUGGUGUGAGCAGGCUCCCCCCGGCAGACUGACAGAGUGAUCUGGGCACGGGUGAUAUCUGGUUCCUCGGCGGCAGAGCUCGGGGAGGCUGAGGGUGAGGGCAGCUAGUUGUGAAGCCAUCUGCAGUGAGAGAGCAGACAGACGGAGGGUCGAAUGUAACUCAGAGAUGUACUGUAAUGUGUGUACGCUCUCUCCGAGGAGGCACAAGCAGCUCGACUGUACCUGAAGCUUGUUGUAACUAUUUUUGCUACAGUAUUUUUGGUGUCAUCGAUAUUGUGCUUUGGGUUGGGCUAGGUCUAGAUCGGUCAAGGAUUUAAAGAGCUGUCCCAUCUUAAUCAGAGUAUUCCCUUAAUAUGCUGUUUUUACUGUGUAUGUGAUCCAACUCAGUUUGAUUGAUAUUUUUUUAACCACUUUCUUCCAGAGAGUUAGAUGAGAAGAUCGAUUCCCGACUCAUGUCUGCCUGACAUUUCUUGGCUGGUCGCAGCAACUUCCUGGAGUCUUCUCGUCACCAGUGGAGACUCCAGGAAGUCACUGUGAUGGGCAGAGUUAACCUUGUUCUCUCAGUCGCCAGCUCUACAAGGUUUCGGUUGUGGGUUUUGGUGAGCGUUAUAUGAGCCGAUGCCACUUACGCGACUGUUGGGUGUGUAGCAUGUCUAAUUAUGCAUUUUCACUAUCUUAUACAUCAACAUUAUAUGUCAAACAGCAGCAACUUCAGUUAAAAUAUUACCUUUUAAAUUUAUAAACAUCAUUAUGUGUUGGCUCUGGCACAAUUCAGACGAAACAAAAUGCUAACUGGCUGCUGGCAACAGCUUCACUGUAUAUUUACAUUCACACCAAUGUGAACAGGAUAUCAAUCAUCUUGUGUAACUCUCCGCAAGAAAGUGGGUUUCCCCAAAAUAUAGAAGUGUUCCCAUAACUUCCACAAGCUAUGGGAAAAAUUAGAAGCACAUCCUGGAAUUACAGCAUUUUGAAAGGAUUUGCCAUGGAGUCUAUUUUAUGCCACUGUAACACAACAACAGAAUCUUGAGAAUAAUUUAUUCAUUUUGCUAAUUAUGUGAAAUACUCAAAGUAACUAAACUAAAUGUUACUACUAAAGCCAUUAUAUUAAGUUGUUUUAGUUGUAAACAUUCUAAAUAAUAAUGAUUUGUUACCCUAAUGGCUGAAAUGAACUUAUUUGUAUUUACUUGAUUAUUGUUAGUGAAAUAUUUCUGUGCUCCAAUUAAGUUUUAUGUCCCCAACGCUUCAAUUCGAGCACUUCUCUACUGUACCAUGAUUUCAGUUUAUUAACCUAUUCCUUGUGACACUCCACUGCAUGUUGACUACUGUAUGUUGUAUAAAUGAGGUAUGCAUUCAUAUCCUAAUCCUUAAAGUUUCCUGUGUGCUAAUCUCAUUGGUUUACAGUCUGUAUGUUUGCAGGUUUUGUAUAUUUUGGUGGAGGUUUUAUUUUGUCACGGUGGGAUGAGAGUUUGUUUAUUUUUUUCCCCAUGAAACUGAAUGUAAACCA